Puccinia triticina is the source of this 1428-nucleotide messenger RNA. RefSeq lists its product as uncharacterized. Lineage: Eukaryota; Fungi; Basidiomycota; Pucciniomycetes; Pucciniales; Pucciniaceae. The transcript is spliced from 10 exons. Gene Ontology annotation, molecular function: dipeptidase activity. The record is from RefSeq and is a predicted model, not a curated record. Bases 1 to 1428 code for a protein of 475 amino acids.
AUGUCAUCCCACUCAAGCUGUCUUGGUCCCAUCAUCGACUCCAUUGCCGCCGGUUUGCAUUUAGAUAACAGUCGAGACCAAGCAACCAUCGACCAUGACCAACAGCAGGCUCUAUCAUCAUGUAAAUGUCGAUUUGGAGAACUUGAGCCCCAUUCACCGCCGUUCAUCAACGUGACACAAUCACAGUACCCAUCCCGCCCUCAAGAUUCCUCUACAGACCAAGAAAAGCCUCUCAUUAACCUCCAAGACAAUCAUAUGAUUGAUUAUCCCUCGACCCUGGAGCAGGAAAUCGAUUGUCUGUCUGACGAUCUACGUAAAUGGAGCUUGCGGAUUUUCGGGUUUGCCGAAAUCGCCAUGAAGGAAUUCAAGACGCACGACCUGAUUGCUCAAAUCUUUGAACAGACUCCUGGCUGGAAAGUGACUCGGCACGCGUAUGGAAUUCAAACAGCCGUUGAGGCGGUCUUCACACACGGCAGAGGCGGUCGGACGGUAGGCUUCAACUCGGAAAUGGAUGCUUUACCCGGGAUUGGGCACGCCUGUGGACAUCCUUUGAUUUGUAUCGCUGGGAUUGCAGCUGCCAUGGCUACUGCAGAAACUCUAAAAAAGACCAACACCCCUGGUAAAGUAGUGUUACUUGGAACCCCAGCAGAAGAGACGAUUGGAGGCAAGAUCCAAUUACUCAAGCAGGGUGCUUACCGGGGCAUGGAUGCUUGUUUGAUGCUACAUCCUGGUCCGUUUGGUGGGAUGUUGCCGAUGCUCGCAAUCAGCCAAAUCAAGGUGGAAUAUUUCGGGAAAAAUGCUCAUGCCGCAGGGGCUCCUUGGGAAGGCAUCAAUGCGCUCGAUGCUGCGGUAGCAGCUUAUACUAAUAUAUCACUUCUUCGCCAACAAAUCCGACCGGACGAGCGAGUGCAUGGCAUCAUUCAAGGCUCAGAAAAUUGGGUUUCGAAUGUGAUACCGGAUUAUGCUUGGCUCAGAUACGACAUCCGAGCGCCUACAAAGGAAGGGAUGGAAAAACUUAAAUCACGCGUCUUGAAGUGCUUCCAAGCAGCUUGUGACUCAAGUGGAUGUCGAAUGAAAAUCGAAGAAGAAAUGGUCUAUGCUGAUUUGGUCAACAACUUACCGUUAGCCAACGAGUACCAUCAGUACAUGGAGAACAUCAUGGGGAUUGCCGUUCCUAUGGAAGGGCCAACACUUGGGUCAACUGACUUUGGGAAUGUGUCAUAUGAAGUCCCCUCGAUUCAUCCCAUCUAUGCCAUUCCAACCUUACCCGGCCAAGGGAAUCACACCCGAGGGUUUACCAAAGCCGCCGCGACGGAAGAAGCACAUUGUCUCACUUUGAAAUCAGCCAAGGGUAUUGCUGUUGCCGGUUGGAAAGUCUUGGCUGAUAAAGCGUUCGCUGAAGAAGUCCGCCAAGCUUUCAAGCCUUAG